This is a messenger RNA of Photinus pyralis (common eastern firefly), 3024 nucleotides long. RefSeq lists its product as uncharacterized. The record is from RefSeq and is a predicted model, not a curated record. The transcript has 4 exons. NCBI's taxonomy places the organism in Eukaryota, Metazoa, Arthropoda, Insecta, Coleoptera, Lampyridae. The coding region runs from base 493 to 1281 and encodes 262 amino acids.
UUCGCUCUCGCAUACAGACCUACCUCUGUCAUCAAUGGGUUAUGGAGCGGUCCAUUGCAAGCGAAGGGUGAGUGCGUCGAGGAAUUCCUUUCGAAAAUUCCCCGAUUUCGCGUGGCGCGAGUGCGGGUGUGCCGUAAUUAGAGUAAUUGCGAGGAUUUGUGGCGAAUUUUAAGACCGAAGUGUCCAGUUACGGAUUGCAACAGUGUUAAAACAAGAGGAAUCCGUCGCGUCUCCCCCUUGUAGUAAGAAUCGAAUGUUCCUCGCACGUAGUGCAGCUGACUACACGUACAAUGAGUAGUAUAGUACGGUCCGGUCGUUGAAAAGUAAUCGUUGAGGUUUUCCGGGAAAUGUCCGAUAAAUAUUUUUGUAUAACUUAGCGUAAGUUAUAAGCAUGUUUUUGUAUCGAAAAGGUGUUUAGAUUCUUUAUUAGUUGAUUAAAAAUCGGUAAUUGUGGCGGCGAAACCAGAACUGAAGUAUCCUCGAAAACGAAAUAUGCUAAAGUUUCUUACGCAUAAGCUGCGAACGCAUUCAAUCAAUGAGGACAAUUUCACGGAAAAGGCUGAUGAGGAUCACGAUUCUGGAACGGAGUCCGACGACGAGAUAGAAGAUUCUGAAUUGUCGGGACCAGUAAUGUCAGAACGUAUGUGCAGCGUUUCGCCGGCCGAUACGGGUUGCUCGGUGGAGAGUCCCGCACCGGACCAUCAGCACGACCCCCACAGUUCGGAGGAGGAACUGGAAGUGAUAAAUAGUUCAAAACAGACGCGACCCGAUCGGACACCUCGGGCGGCGUCCGUCUGUCUGCCCGAAAAACGAAAAUGGUCUCAAAUAGGCGACUCUUACGCGCGAAGAUAUAGUCCCGAAAAUGAAGAGAAUAUGUCUCAUUACGGUAAUCUCACACCAUCGUCGCCAUGUUCCCCUUACGGUAAUAAACAUUACGGGGAUGAUGCCGUCCAUCUCGAGCAUUCCGGUUCUUCCGACGACGAAGUUCACCACCUCCUAGCAAGUAUGGCCACUCCAGUACAAUUUAGGACUUCGCCACCAUUGGAAGCGGUCAAGCCUGGUGGACGUAUUCUUAAUAGUAAAAUACGUUCGUUAAGCCCGCCGCCUAAACUAGUACAUUACGAAGUUUCCCCUAGAAAACGAUCUCGACAUACGCGACAUCUCCACCUUCAAAGGCCUUGUUUAGAUUUUGAAAAAAUGCAGCAGUUAAAAGCUCGUUCAGUGACGCCCUGGCGAAACAAUAGUGAUCACGGAGGUGAACUUUCUGUAUUUUGUUGGUGAGAAAAGCUAAAAGGGCGAUCGUCGUCGCCCUGCAACUUUCUUAACGGUCAUUGCGAAUUAGAAACGACACCGACUGCAGCAGUCGCGACACCAUCGCCGGCAACCGGAACGUCCCGUCACGCGAUCCUAACAACGUUAACGUCAGAUCAGUCGUCGUCCGAGUGAUGUUUGUUUGUCCAGUUUUCCUGCGCUUGAAGUGGGUUCGACACACGAAAAGCUGCGGUUUUUUUUUCCUCAAACGUUAAAACUACCGGUGGUCCAUGGUACAGUGAGUUUUGUAAUGCUUCGGGUAAAAAGUAUCGGUUGGAAUUUUUAAGUAAUAAUGUAAAUAUAUCUUUGAAAACUAAUCUACAAUCACCGUCAGUUCAAGGAAUUAUCAAUAUUCGACAAAAAAGUUGUUUUCAUUGUUCCCCACACAAUUUUUAAAAUUGCACAAAAUUAUCUAUGUCAAACACGCGUUUUUAUAUGAUGCGCAAUCAUUGUACUGCUUAACAUCUUUUUAAUAACGCUAAUAAAAUGUUAUUCUGUAUUAUGGUUGUUUGUUCUACCGUAACUGCGUAUAAUAACUUUAGAAGUCGAGAACGGCGUUUUAGGGCCGUUUGUCCAACUAUGUUAGCGUUUUAACAAUUUUUUGGCUUUUAUAAAUGUUUGUGUUAAGUACAUCAAAAUAAUUCUUAAAUGGUUUUUCUCUUGUAUAAGUAUAGAUAAGUGUUUUCCAGUAGUUUAGUUACCAUGAGUGUUUAGAAUGCCAUAAUUAUUGCCAUAUGCAGAAUAGCAGUCUUUAGUCAACCGACAACGCAUUAACAAUGAGCUGCCGAAAUUACUGCCCUUAAAUUUAAACGGGAAAACUGCUAUUGCUCCGUUUCGAAUUAACUUUUUUGUUUUGGUGAAAUCAAAAUUUAUAGUGGGAUGUCUUAAAUAUAUCGUAACAAUCUUUAUAUAAUAAUAUUCAUGUUGUUUAUUAGUAACUAUGAGUAGUUGCAUAUAAUAAUGUAGGACUUUUAACAAAUUGAAAGACUUAUUUUAAAUUGUGUGUGAGUGCGCGGUUUUUUACUAUACUGUGACUAUAUUUGUAUAUAAAAUAUUAUGUUCAAAUCUGUAACCAUUGUUAAUCGUUAUAGAUCUGAAUUUGUAAAUGACAAUAUUACGAGACGUGAUUUUAUGCCUAAUUUAUUCUAGAUAGGUAUAAUUUGUAAGCGAUAUAAUCGGCGAGAGUAACGACUUUUGUUCAAUUUUUUCACACUGGUCUUGCCUUCUUAAGCCGCUCUUGUUGAUUAUAUCGAAAACAUUUCACUCAGUAUAUAAUCACAGCAUAGUUUGUAUUAGAAUAUGUGCAAAAAAAACCUAUAUACAAAAAGUUUUUAUAUACGAUAUUGUAUAAAAUAUAUGAUGUAUGUUUGUUUAGUCGGAAGUAUUACAAUGUUUAUUUGUAAUUUUUAUAUGUAUGACACUGAGACCAGUGAUAUGUUUUAAGUAUUUUCACACUAAGAAAUACAGUGCAGUCCAGUCAUGCAUGAUUAUAAGAAGUCGUUAAUUUGACUCGUUUUGUGAUAUCAAUUUUAUUCUCGUCACAUAAAAACAAUGCAUUCUAUUGUGUUGGAUGAACAAGUCUGUUGAAUGAAUGUUUAUUUUGUGAGUAUUUCUAUUGUUUUUAUGUGGCUUGUACUGCACAUUAAAAUAAUUAGUUGCAAUAUAACUUUAAUUUUUUUUAAUUAACUAACAUCUAAUAAAUAUUUUUUAUCA